Messenger RNA from Cebus imitator (Panamanian white-faced capuchin), 5126 nucleotides. It is a transcript of the gene C3, whose product is annotated as complement C3. Gene Ontology annotation, biological process: complement activation; inflammatory response. Gene Ontology annotation, molecular function: endopeptidase inhibitor activity; protein binding. Gene Ontology annotation, cellular component: extracellular region. The transcript is spliced from 41 exons. The record is from RefSeq and is a predicted model, not a curated record. NCBI's taxonomy places the organism in Eukaryota, Metazoa, Chordata, Mammalia, Primates, Cebidae. Bases 88 to 5082 code for a protein of 1664 amino acids.
AGAGCCAGCUCCAGCUGGCGCUGCUCACUCCUCCCCUUCCUCUCCCUCUGUCCCUCUGUCCCUCUGUCCCUGCACUGUCCCAGCACUAUGGGGCCUGUCUCAGGUCCCGGCCUCCUGCUCCUGCUACUAACCCACCUCCCCCUGGCUCUGGGGAGUCCCAUGUACUCUAUCAUCACCCCCAACAUUCUGCGGCUGGAGAGCGAGGAGACCGUGGUGCUGGAGGCCCACGACGUGAAUGGGGAUGUUCCGGUCACUGUCACUGUCCACGACUUCCCAGGCAAAAAACUAGUGCUGUCCAAUGAGAAGACCGUGCUGACCCCUGCCACCAGCCACAUAGGCAGCGUCACCAUCAGGAUUCCCGCCAACAAGGAGCUCAAGCCAGACAAGAAGGGGCAAAACAAGUUCGUGACCGUCCAGGCGUCCUUCGGGGCCAACGUGGUGGAGAAGGUGGUGCUAGUCAGCCUUCAGAGUGGGUACCUCUUCAUCCAGACGGACAAGACCAUCUACACCCCCGGCUCCACAGUUCUCUGUCGGAUCUACACCGUCAACCACAAGCUGCUACCCGUGGGCCGGACGGUCGUGGUCAACAUUGAGAACCCGGAAGGCAUCCCCGUCAAGCAGGACUCCCUGUCUUCUCAAAACCAGUUUGGCAUCUUGCCCUUGUCUUGGGACAUUCCAGAACUCGUCAACAUGGGCCAGUGGAAGAUUAAAGCCUUCUAUGAAAAUUCACCACAGCAAGUCUUCUCGGCUGAGUUUGAGGUGAAGGAGUAUGUGCUGCCCAGUUUCGAGGUCAUAGUGGAGCCUGCAGAGAAAUUCUACUACAUCUAUAACCAGAAGGGCUUGGAGGUCACCAUCACCGCCAGGUUCCUCUAUGGGAAGAAAGUGCAGGGAACUGCCUUUGUCAUCUUCGGGGUCCAGGACAACGAGCAGAGGAUUUCCCUGCCUGAAUCCCUCAGGCGCAUUCCGAUUGAGGAUGGCUCAGGGGAUGCCUUGCUGGAAAGGCAGGUACUGCUGGAUGGGGUGCAGAACGCCCGAGCCGAGGACCUGGUGGGGAAGUCUUUGUACGUGUCCGUCACUGUCAUCCUGCACUCAGGCAGUGACAUGGUGCAGGCAGAACGCAGUGGGAUCCCCAUCGUGACCUCCCCCUACCAGAUCCACUUCACCAAGACACCCAAGUACUUCAAACCAGGAAUGCCCUUUGACCUCAUGGUGUUCGUGACAAACCCCGAUGGCUCUCCAGCCUACCGAGUCCCCGUGGCAGUCCAGGGAGAGGAAAACGUGCAGUCUCUAACCCAGGCAGACGGUGUGGCGAAACUCAGCAUCAACACACACCCCAGCCAGAAGCCCCUCAGCAUCACGGUGCGCACCCAGAAGCAGGGGCUCUCGGAGGCAGAGCAGGCCACCAGGACCAUGCAGGCAGAGCCCUACAAAACCAUGGGCAAUUCCAACAACUACCUGCACCUGUCAGUGUCACGCACGGAGCUCAGGCCGGGGGAGACCCUCAACGUCCAAUUCCUCCUGCGGAUUGACCGCGCCCAGGAGGCCAAGAUCCGCUACUACACCUACCUGAUCAUGAACAAGGGCAAGCUAUUGAAGGUGGGGCGCCAGGCGCGAGAGUCUGGCCAGGACCUGGUGGUGCUGCCGCUGUCCAUCACCACCGACUUCAUCCCGUCCUUCCGCCUGGUGGCCUACUACACGCUGAUCGGCGCCAGCGGCCAGAGGGAGGUGGUGGCUGACUCCGUGUGGGUGGACAUCAAGGACUCCUGUGUGGGCUCGCUGGUGGUAAAAAGCGGCGAGUCUGAAGACCGGCAGCUUUCACCUGGGCAGCAGAUGACCCUGAAGAUAGAGGGUGACCAUGGGGCCCGGGUGGGACUGGUGGCUGUGGACAAGGGCGUGUUCGUGCUGAAUAAGAAGAACAAACUGACGCAGAGUAAAAUCUGGGAUGUGGUGGAGAAGGCAGACAUCGGCUGCACCCCGGGCAGCGGGAAGGACUACGACGGUGUCUUCCUGGAUGCAGGGCUGGCGUUCAAGAGCAGCACUGGCCAGCAGACCUCCCAGAGGUCAGAACUUCAGUGCCCAAAGCCAGCCGCCCGCCGACGCCGGUCUGUGCAGCUCAUGGAGAAGAGGAUGGACAAAGCCGGCCAGUACUCCAAGCAGCUGCGCAAGUGCUGUGAGGACGGCAUGCGGGAGAACCCCAUGAGGUUCUCGUGCCAGCGCCGAACCCGCUUCAUCACCCUGGGCGAGGCGUGCGUCAAGGCCUUCCUGGACUGCUGCAACUACAUCACCGAGCUGCGGCGACAGUACGAGCGCGCCAGCCACCUGGGCCUGGCCAGGAGUGACCUGGAUGAGGACAUCAUCCCGGAAGAGCACAUUGUUUCCCGAAGCGAGUUCCCAGAGAGCUGGCUGUGGAAGAUUGAAGACUUGAAAGAGCCACCAAAAAAUGGAAUCUCAACGAAGCUCAUGAAUAUAUUUUUGAAAGACUCCAUCACCACUUGGGAGAUUCUGGCCGUGAGCUUGUCGGACAAGAAAGGGAUCUGUGUGGCAGACCCCUUCGAGGUGACGGUCAUGCAGGACUUCUUCAUCGACCUGCGGCUACCCUACUCUGUCGUUCGAAACGAGCAGGUGGAAAUCCGAGCCGUUCUCUACAAUUACCGGGAGAAGGAAGAUCUCAAGGUGAGGGUGGAGCUGCUCCACAACCCAGCCUUCUGCAGCCUGGCCACUGCCAAGAGGCGUCACCAGCAGACUGUCACCGUCCCCCACAAGUCCUCGAUGUCCAUUCCCUAUGUCAUCGUGCCCCUAAAGACUGGCCUGCAGGAAGUAGAAGUCAAGGCUGCCGUCUACCAUUUUUUCAUCAGUGACGGUGUCAAGAAGUCCCUGAAGGUCGUGCCGGAAGGAAUCAGGAUGAACAAAACUGUGGCUGUUCGAACGCUGGAUCCAGAACACCUGGGCAAUGAAGGAGUACAGAAAGAGGACGUCCCACCUGCAGAUCUCAGCGACCAAGUCCCGGACACAGAGUCUGAGACCAGAAUUCUCCUGCAAGGGACCCCGGUGGCCCAGAUGACAGAGGAUGCCAUCGACGGGGACCGGUUGAAGCACCUCAUCGUGACCCCCUCGGGCUGCGGGGAACAGAACAUGAUUGGCAUGACACCCACGGUCAUCGCGGUGCAUUACCUGGAUCAAACGGAGCAAUGGGAGAAGUUCGGCCUGGAGAAGCGGCAGGAGGCCGUGGAGCUCAUCAAGAAGGGGUACACACAGCAGCUGGCCUUCAAACAACCCAGCUCUGCCUAUGCGGCCUUCCUGGACCGGCCACCCAGCACCUGGCUGACCGCCUACGUGGUCAAGGUCUUCUCUCUGGCCGUCAACCUCAUUGCCAUCGACUCCCAAGUCCUCUGCGGGGCUGUUAAAUGGCUGAUCCUGGAGAAACAGAAGCCUGACGGGGUCUUCCAGGAGGAUGGGCCCGUGAUACACCAAGAAAUGAUUGGUGGCUUCCGGAACACUCAGGAGAAAGACAUGGCCCUCACGGCCUUCGUUCUCAUCUCGCUGCAGGAGGCUAAAGAUAUUUGCGAGGAGCUUGUCAACAGCCUGCCAGGCAGCAUCACUGACGCAGGAAACUUCCUUGAAGCCAACUACAUGAACCUACAGAGAUCCUACACGGUGGCCAUCGCUGGCUAUGCCCUGGCCCAAUUGGACAAACUGAAGGGGCCUCUUCUCAACAAAUUUCUGAGCACGGCCAAAGAUAAGAACCGCUGGGAGGAGCCUGGUCAGCAGCUCUACAAUGUGGAGGCCACAUCCUAUGCCCUCUUGGCCCUCCUGCAUCUAAAAGACUUUGACUCUGUGCCUCCCGUCGUGCGUUGGCUCAAUGAGCAGAGAUACUACGGUGGUGGCUAUGGCUCUACCCAGGCCACCUUCAUGGUGUUCCAAGCCUUGGCCCAAUACCAAAAGGACGUCCCUGACCACAAGGAACUGAACCUGGAUGUGUCCCUCCAACUGCCAAGCCGCAGCUCCAAGAUCACUCACCGUAUCCAUUGGGAAUCAGCCAGCCUCCUGCGAUCAGAAGAGACCAAGGAAAAUGAGGGUUUCACUGUCACAGCUGAAGGAAAAGGCCAAGGUACCUUGUCGGUGGUGACAAUGUACCAUGCUAAGGUCAAAGGUCAACUCACCUGUAAUAAAUUCGACCUCAGGGUCACCAUAACACCAGCGCCGGAAACAGAAAAGAGGCCUCAGGAUGCCAAGAACAGUAUGGUCCUUAAUAUCUGUACCAGGUACCUGGGAGACCAGGAUGCCACUAUGUCUAUACUGGACAUAUCCAUGAUGACUGGCUUCGCUCCAGACACAGAAGACCUCAAGAAGCUGGCCAGUGGCGUUGACAGAUACAUCUCCAAGUAUGAGCUGGACAAAGCCUUCUCCGAUAGGAACACCCUCAUCAUCUACCUGGAAAAGGUCUCACACUCCGAGGAAGACUGUCUGUCUUUCAAAGUUCACCAGUAUUUUAACAUAGAACUUAUCCAGCCUGGUGCGGUCAAGGUUUACGCCUAUUACAACCUGGAGGAAAGCUGUACACGGUUCUACCACCCAGAAAAGGAGGAUGGAAAGCUGAACAAGCUCUGCCGGGAUGAACUGUGCCGCUGUGCUGAGGAGAAUUGCUUCAUGCAAAAGUCAGGAGACAAGGUCACCCAGGAGGAAAGGCUGGACAAGGCCUGCGAGCCAGGAGUGGACUAUGUGUACAAGACACGACUCGUCAAGAUCCAGCUGUCCAAUGACUUUGACGAGUACAUCAUGGCCAUUGAGCAGAUCAUCAAGUCAGGCACGGAUGAGGUGCAGGUUGGACAGCAGCGCACAUUCAUCAGCCCCAUCAAGUGCAGAGAAGCCCUGAACCUGGAGAAAGGGAAACUCUACCUCAUGUGGGGCCUCUCCUCCGACUUCUGGGGAGAGAAACCCAACCUCAGCUAUAUCAUCGGGAAGGACACUUGGGUGGAGCCCUGGCCGGAGGACGACGAAUGCCAAGACGAAGAGAACCAGAAACAAUGCCAGGAACUGGGCUCCUUCACGGAGAACAUGGUUGUCUAUGGGUGCCCCAACUGACCACACCCCAUUCCCCCACUCCCAAUAAAGCUUGUUAUAUUUCA